AUGCAAUUCGUUACCACUGCUGUUGCUUCUCUGCUCUUCCUGGGCACCGCCGCUCUGCCGUACACUCCACACCCCACGUUCUGCGGCAUCCGUGGCUAUGACUAUCUGAAUAAGCCAUACGACGUCCAGCAGGAUUCGAGGAUCCGAACGUUGGAUGAAUGCAGAUUCCAAUGUCUGCUGACAUCGCGUUGCAUCAGUUAUGCAGUGGGUAAAGGAGCCUGUGUCCUCUAUGACUACGACACGUUGGAGACCUUUGUGCCGUACGAGGGAAGCAAGUACCUUUUCUACGACAGGUCUUGCGACCCAGAGUCAUAUCCCACUGAACCAUCAUACCCAUACCCUUCUUCUGAUCCGACUCACUACCCAUACCCCGUUCCUGAUCCCCACCCGACCCCAGACCCCAACCCAACUCCAGAUCCCUAUCCAACCCCCAGCCCCAAUCCAAACCCAAAUCCCCCCUCAGCACCAGGUACCUGUUCAUCCAACGGCCUCCCCUCUCUCUUCACCUGCGGCAGCGACCUCGAAGUAUACGGCCACAUACAAAUCCUCGACUCCAACACAGACGUGGAACUCGGCUACAUCAACCUCGACAUCUGGCCAUACAACAUUUUCCAAAAGAGUCCGCUGGACAGGGCCUUGGUCGUCAAAGCAACCUACACCGCACCAGACUGCAGCAACCCCAACGGUGUUGCUCUCGAGCUCAUGAAUGUAGAGGGCUCUAAUAUUCAACCUGGAUAUCUUGGGACGGCUGGUAGCUUUCAGCUCUCGGAUCUUCUGGGGUUAUACGGUUAUUCAUCUACGACAGUAGUCACCCUUGUCCCCCCCAACGUCCUCGGCCUAGACGGCCUCUCCGCAGACAACAAUUUCCCCAUCCAAGCCUCAGUCUGGACCCUCGACCUCACCUGUGGCUACCUCACCUCCACCCUCAUCAACCCAGACAAUUCCCCCCUCCCCGUCACACAAAUCCUUGACUACGCAGACUGCCAGAACGGCUGCUUGUACCAGACACGCAAUGAAGCGGCGUUUUUGGCGGAUCAUCCGCGUAGAGAGGAUGUCGUGGUUGUGAGGUUUCGGUUUGUGCCGUUUACGUGA
Molecule: messenger RNA, 1092 nt
Organism: Plenodomus lingam JN3
Lineage: Eukaryota; Fungi; Ascomycota; Dothideomycetes; Pleosporales; Leptosphaeriaceae
Source: RefSeq, a predicted model, not a curated record